GAGCAGUAUAAAAGCAGGAACUUCUCCUCACUCUCUCAUCCACUGCCCUUGCCUUCAUCUCCUUGAAAACAAGACAUGUCCUGCUACAGCCCGUGUGUGCCCUGCCAGCCCUGCGGCCCAACCCCGCUGGCCAACAGCUGCAAUGAGCCCUGUGUCAGGCAGUGCCAGGACUCCAAUGUCGUCAUCCAGCCCUCCCCCGUGGUGGUGACCCUGCCCGGCCCCAUCCUCAGCUCCUUCCCACAGAACACCGCCGUGGGCUCUUCCACCUCCGCUGCCGUUGGCAGCAUCCUCAGCUCCGAGGGAGUGCCCAUCAACUCCGGGGGCUUUGGCAUCUCCGGCUUGGGCCUCUCCGGCUUGAGUGGCCGCUACUGUGGCAGGAGGUCCUUCCCCUGCUAA
Molecule: messenger RNA, 396 nt
Organism: Pezoporus flaviventris
Lineage: Eukaryota; Metazoa; Chordata; Aves; Psittaciformes; Psittacidae
Product: feather beta keratin-like
Exons: 2
Coding region: 76-396 (106 amino acids)
Cellular component (GO): intermediate filament
Molecular function (GO): structural constituent of cytoskeleton
Source: RefSeq, a predicted model, not a curated record